Messenger RNA from Paramecium octaurelia, 759 nucleotides. NCBI's taxonomy places the organism in Eukaryota, Ciliophora, Oligohymenophorea, Peniculida, Parameciidae. The record is from the annotation of a GenBank genome assembly.
GAAAAGUCUUAUAAGCAAUAGAAGAAAUGGCUUCUAAAUAUUUACAAAAGUAUCCAGUUCCCGAGGGAUUCAACUAAAUUUUACAUGAUUUUACAAGAGAAGUAGAGUUGAUCACUUAAUAAAGGUCUUGAGGGAUUAACCAGAAGACAUAGUAAAAUAUGGUGUAGAUUAUUUCGAAUGUAUGAGAGAUGGAAAGGAAUUUAAAUUUGAGAGCAAAUUCAAUAUUGCAAAAGGAUAGGCUCCAGGAAGGUCACAUCUACCUCCUAAGCCAAACAAUUCAAUUGAACAAGCUAAGAAAGUUGUUGAGACAUCGAAUUAGAGGAAUGAGAGUGAAAGGAAGGCUUCAGCUCCAUAGAAGCAGGCUUCUGGCUCAUCUCAUAGGACGAGACAAUAGUCAGUUGGCUCAUAGGCUAGUCAUCCUGAAGAGAAGAGGGCAGCAAAGGAUUAUAUUAACGAACUUUAUUAAAAAGUGGAAUAAGACAUAGAAGAAAUCGAGACAGGAAAGAUCGAAGCUAACAAUGCAUUUUUCUAGCCUCACUUUGUAAAGAAUGUAGUGAUAUCUUUAAUAGGAUGAGAAGGACAUGGAGAAAAUAAUUAAAAUAUAAGCAAGCGCCAAGGGGAUGCUCGUUAGAAAUCAGUUGAAGUAGCAACAUCCAGUGGAGCAGCCAUAGGUUGUGUAUUAGGAGGACGAAGAGGGGAUAGUCUAGGAGUAUGCCUAAGAAUCGGAGGAAAAUUAAUGAUUUAAUAAUUGAAGGCUUC